Molecule: messenger RNA, 1801 nt
Organism: Diatraea saccharalis (sugarcane borer)
Lineage: Eukaryota; Metazoa; Arthropoda; Insecta; Lepidoptera; Crambidae
Source: the annotation of a GenBank genome assembly
AUUUCAUUUCGUUGUAAUGCCAAAAGAGAGGGACCUUGGCUUCUUUACAUAAAAUUCUUGGCACUCAUUAAAUAGUAAUUUAGUGUAAUGUAAUUAAUAAAUUAUCUGCGUACAGUGAAUAAGCUUUCGAUAAAGUGAGGAAGAUUCUGAGAUGAAUUUUGCAGCAUUCUCAACAAUGGGUGCCACUGGCACCCACUUUGUGACUACGGGUGGUCAAAUACCUGUUGCAAAAUUACAACCAAACAUUUCGAAUAAUGGCAAUACACUAUCACAGGUGGUUGGAAUGGUGGGUGGUGUAGGAUUGAGUGAUGGUGUCCAGUACGUGCGUACUAUUGAAGGUGGUCUGCAAGCGGCGCCGCAGCUUAUAUCAGUCCCUAUAUCGUUACCUGGAGCCAAGCCUGGUGACCCGCAGCAGACCGUACAAAUUCAGGUCCUCAACCCUAACUUGACAAUGCAGCAACAACCAAAGUACCACAUGCAAAUACCUAUACAAGGUUUCCAACAAGGUGGAGCUGUUCUCACAGUCGCGUAUUCACCUGACGCCAACGAGGCCGGCGGCUUACAGCUAGUUGGACAGAAUGGUCUACCUGAAGGCCUACAAGUGGUUGCCGCUUUGCCGCCUGACGUGCAGUUAAUGCACGCGCCUGAUAACAAAGAUUCUAUACCACAGCAUCAGGUGUUCAUAACGCCGAACCAGCAGAUAAUAAUCAACAGCCCUGAAGAGCACAAGGUGCUAAACAAUAACACCAGCUCGGACAACAACAACCCCAACAUCAGCAUCGUCAUCAAGGAGGAGUGUGAUGAUGCAGUACACGAGGACGAGAGUUCUCAGGGCACUGAAGCAAGUGACUCCUCAUCGUGGCAGUUGAGCACCAGCAGCCAGCAAGAUCUUAUCAAGUAUCUCAAUACUCUGCCACCACAGCAAACGCAGCAGCUGCCGGUGUCGCUGCAGCAGUUCUUGCGUAUGAAUCCUGGUGAGGUGAAAGUGGAACAUAUCGAACACAUGGAUACCGAUGCACAAGAAGAGGAUAAUGGUAAAAAAGAUGACGCCAUCGCUGAGGCUGUGUUGGAUGAAGACGGCUCAAUCGUCAUAACGCAAAACAAGAAGAAGAAGAAAUACAAGAAAAAGCCGCCGCGUCCUGCUCGACCGAAGCCCGGGCAGGUUGUGAUUGCGACCGCUUCAGACGGCACCACCGUGUUCUGUUGCCCCGAGUGUCAGAUGGCAUAUCCGGAGAAGGAGCAACUGGAAAUGCACCUUAGUGUACACAAGAUAGAGAGGAGAUUCAUCUGCGGUAUAUGUGGUGCCGGGUUGAAACGCAAAGAGCAUUUGGAGCGUCACAAACUCGGUCACAACCCGGAGCGGCCGUACGUGUGCAGCGUUUGCCGGAAAGGCUUCAAGCGGCGGGAACACCUCAACCUGCACACGGUCAUACACUCCGGCGUUAAAACUGAACUGUGCGGUGAAUGUGGCAAAGGAUUCUACCGUAAAGAUCAUUUACGUAAACAUACGCGAUCGCAUGAGAGCAAGCGCGCGCGUGACGAGGCCAACGCGGACGUGGAGCUGAAGCCCGCUGCCCCCCCGCCCCCCAACCUCACCGCCACGCUGCCCUCCAACACGCUCUUGCCCGAGAUCACCAUACAUGUACCGACAAGUUCUAACGUGCCAGUACAGAUCAACAUACCUGAGCAUGUGGUGUCCUCAUUAGCGGCUGCGCAGGCGCAACAUCAACAAAGACAACAAACACAACAGCAACAGGACACGCAGAGUCAACUUGACGCGCUACUAGCGCAACACACGUGA